Messenger RNA from Perca flavescens (yellow perch), 1871 nucleotides. It is a transcript of the gene sox9a, whose product is annotated as SRY-box transcription factor 9a. The record is from RefSeq and is a predicted model, not a curated record. Lineage: Eukaryota; Metazoa; Chordata; Actinopteri; Perciformes; Percidae. Gene Ontology annotation, molecular function: RNA polymerase II cis-regulatory region sequence-specific DNA binding; DNA-binding transcription factor activity, RNA polymerase II-specific. Bases 357 to 1871 code for a protein of 504 amino acids. The transcript is spliced from 3 exons. Gene Ontology annotation, biological process: negative regulation of transcription by RNA polymerase II; heart development; chondrocyte differentiation. Gene Ontology annotation, cellular component: nucleus.
UUGUACUUGGAGACCGGAGAGGAGCACUUUACCGUUUCAUGCUGCAGAGUUGAAAGCAAACUCGAACCCAGCUGGCUUGUUUUCGCCCUUUCAAGUGCGCGAGCCGCAGAACACGCACUCAUCCUAGGAGUCUGUCCGAAACUCGUGCGUAAAGACUUUUUUUUACUCACCAGAGCAAAGCAAAAAAGAAAAGAAAAAAAAGAGAAUCCGUUUUUCUGUGCACUUCUCUCAUUUUGAAAGACUUUGGUCAAACUCAUCCUGGCACGGUAGAGUCUAUUUAGAGACUUUUCCUCUCGCGAGAAAGCAGAACCAACUCUCCCGUUUCACUCGUAACUUGGCACCCAACAGUUUUUCGUAUGAAUCUCCUCGACCCUUACCUGAAGAUGACGGAGGAACAAGACAAGUGUCUGUCCGACGCCCCGAGCCCGAGCAUGUCCGAAGACUCCGCGGGCUCCCCGUGCCCGUCCGUGUCGGGCUCGGACACCGAGAACACCCGGCCGUCGGAGAACGGGCUGCUCGGCGUGGACGGAGAGUUCAAGAAGGACGAGGAUGAUAAGUUCCCCGCGUGCAUCCGCGACGCCGUGUCCCAGGUGCUCAAGGGCUACGACUGGACCCUUGUGCCUAUGCCCGUGCGCGUUAACGGAUCUUCUAAGAACAAGCCUCACGUGAAGAGACCGAUGAAUGCCUUCAUGGUGUGGGCUCAGGCGGCGCGGAGGAAGCUCGCGGAUCAGUACCCACACCUGCACAACGCGGAGCUCAGCAAGACUCUGGGGAAACUCUGGAGACUUCUCAACGAAGGGGAGAAGCGGCCGUUUGUGGAGGAGGCUGAGCGGCUCCGGGUGCAGCACAAGAAGGAUCAUCCGGACUACAAAUACCAGCCCCGGCGGAGGAAGUCGGUGAAGAACGGGCAGAGCGAGUCAGAGGACGGCUGCGAGCAGACGCACAUUUCCCCCAAUGCCAUCUUCAAAGCCCUGCAGCAGGCGGACUCCCCGGCCUCCAGCAUGGGAGAGGUGCACUCUCCGGGCGAGCACUCAGGCUCCCAGGGGCCCCCUACUCCCCCCACCACCCCGAAGACAGACAUCAGCUCAGGCAAAAUGGACCUGAAGCGUGAAGGUGGCCUCCGCUCUCUGCCCGAGGGCCCCGGCGGGCGCCAGCUCAACAUCGACUUCCGCGACGUGGACAUCGGCGAGCUGAGCAGCGACGUCAUCUCCCACAUCGAGACCUUCGACGUCAACGAGUUCGACCAGUACCUGCCGCCCAACGGGCACCCCGCCGUCGCCGGCAACCCCGCGCCGGUCGCCUACGCCGGCAGCUACAGCAUCAGUGGCGGCGCGCCAGUCAGCCCGCAGGCGGGAGCGGCCGCAGCGUGGCUGGCUAAAAGCCAGAACCAGCCGGGCCAGCAGCAGCAGCAGCAGCAGCAGCACACUCUGACCCCGCUGGGGGGCGCAGGCAACUCAGAGGCAACUCAGGCCCAGCACCGGACCCAGAUCAAGACGGAGCAGCUGAGCCCGAGCCACUACACUGAGCAGCAGCAGGGCUCGCCGCAGCACGCCGCCUACAGCCCCUUCAGCCUGCAGCACUACAGCCCCCCCCAGCCUUCCUCCUACCCGGCCAUCUCCAGGGCGCAGCAGCAGUACGACUACUCCGACCACCAGGGGGGCGCCGCCGCCGCCGCCGCCGCGUCCUACUACAGCCACGCGGGGGCGGGGCAGGGCUCGGGGCUCUACUCGACUUUCAGCUACAUGAGCAGCGGCAGCCAGAGGCCCAUGUACACGCCCAUCGCCGACAACACGGGGGUGCCCUCCAUUCCUCAGAGCAGCCCGCAGCACUGGGAGCAGGCGCCGGUUUACACCCAGCUCACCAGACCCUGA